AUGGAUACGGGUAACGAUCCAUUUUUAAACAUGAGUGAAUCAGCAGAAUGGAAAUGUUAUUCUGAUGUGAAAAAUUUAAUUAUUGAAAAUGCAUAUCAAACAAAUAAAAAUCAUGGACCUGAAAAACAACGAACAAGUGAUGAUUCUUCAAGUGAUAGUAAUGAUGAUGUUGAUCAUUUUGAUAAUUCUCUCUAUAAUGGUCUUCACAGUGAUAUUGGUCGUAUUGGAUUUACUCUUGAUUGGAAAAAUUAA
Molecule: messenger RNA, 252 nt
Organism: Adineta steineri
Lineage: Eukaryota; Metazoa; Rotifera; Eurotatoria; Adinetida; Adinetidae
Source: the annotation of a GenBank genome assembly